AUGCGUCAAUCAAGCUCAACGAACACCGCACGCGCUCUCGCCGUCCUGGCCAACCUGGUCCCGCUCGCUCUUGCCGGCAGUGGGUCAGGGUCCGUCGACAACGUUGUCACGGCAGCCUCCUUGCUCGCCCAGGGCAGACAGCUUGUAGGCGACUACUAUAUCACGAGCGUAUCGACCGGACAGACCAUCUUGUACGAUCGUAGCGCAUCGCAAUCGUUCUAUCCUACCUCGGGCUCAGGCUCACCGAUCACUUUCAAGGCAAGCUUUUUCUGGUUACACCGAGACGCGUCUUACUUAUUAUGCCUUCUGCGUCAGGCACACGGCGAUGGGACCAACUGGAUGCGAAUGUCCGCAGGCAACAACAAGUGUGUCUCUGCGCAAUGGGGACCGGGCGGCUACGAUUGGGCGGCCGUCAUGUACGCUUGCGCUGUCGACCCGCUCGUGAAUAACAACCUCGAGAAGAGCAAACAACACUGGCUCUUCAUACCCGUCGACCAGGCAUCUGCUCAGAUUGGCAGCAAUAACCCUAAUGGCGGUGAUGAUGGCUCAGACAUCGGGAAUGGUGUCGGCUCCGGCGACAACUCUUUCCUGUCGGAACUCAAAAGCGUUGCUGGCUCAAAAGCAGUCGCAAACGCGUAUGUCCCGGCCGGCAGCUCUUCCAGCUCCAGCAGCGAUGACGGCGUGAGCUUCCUAAACACUGCGUCGGGCAAGUCAGUAAGCAAGACGACGACGACAAAGAAGACCACCACAAAGUCUAGCGCAAAGUGCCCGAAGAGCGCUGCAUUCGUCAGUCGCCAUCCAGGCUACGCGAAGAAGCACCCUGCUUGCAAAUCACUCAUCAAGUGCUCCAAGUCAUCCGCGUGGCUCAAGCGACACGGCAGCAGCAAGUGGUACAAGAAGCACCCAGAAUGCAAGGGCCUUGCCAAGCGCGAUCUCGAGGGCGACCUCUUCGAAUCGUUGCCAUCGCUCGAGAAACGCGAUGUCGACCAUUCAGAUCUUGCAAAGCGUGCCGUCGGAUCGUUCUACAUUAUUCCUUUCGAUCACCUGUACGACAUGGGCACACGCGCUCUGCAAGCGGGAUCGCAGAAUACCGGGUCUGGCUGCACAUCGACCCAGCUCGGCUCAUGGGAUCAGAGCGAAUCCCAGCAAUGGUACCUGACGCCCGCAUAA
Mixia osmundae IAM 14324 is the source of this 1170-nucleotide messenger RNA. RefSeq lists its product as uncharacterized. Bases 1 to 1170 code for a protein of 389 amino acids. NCBI's taxonomy places the organism in Eukaryota, Fungi, Basidiomycota, Mixiomycetes, Mixiales, Mixiaceae. The record is from RefSeq and is a predicted model, not a curated record. The transcript has 3 exons.